Messenger RNA from Parasteatoda tepidariorum (common house spider), 7280 nucleotides. RefSeq names its product signal peptide peptidase-like protein (gene SppL). Gene Ontology annotation, biological process: membrane protein proteolysis. NCBI's taxonomy places the organism in Eukaryota, Metazoa, Arthropoda, Arachnida, Araneae, Theridiidae. The record is from RefSeq and is a predicted model, not a curated record. Gene Ontology annotation, molecular function: aspartic endopeptidase activity, intramembrane cleaving. Gene Ontology annotation, cellular component: cytoplasmic side of endoplasmic reticulum membrane; Golgi-associated vesicle membrane; lumenal side of endoplasmic reticulum membrane.
UUUCUCUUUCUUUGAGCAAAAUUACCUUCAGGCCAAAUGAUCAGUAUGGCUUCAUGUCAUGUUCUGAAAACACAACGGGAUGAGUAUCCGAUUAAUUGUUAAAUUUUAAAGAUAUCUCUUCAAAAUUCUUUUCAAAUCUUAAAAGAAUGAGUGAAUACAAUUCGUACAAUUGGAUAUGUUGAUGUACAUUUCAUGAAGCUCUUUUUAUUUAUGUGGAUCUUGUUGAAAAGAUGUAUAUCUACUUAAUGUUUAUAUUGUAAAUAAAAAUCACAGAUGAAGCUUUUGUGUACGAAUAUUCUGUUUAUAAAAUCAUAGAUCUGCUGAAAGUGUUUGCUAGAGUAGCUAGUAUGAGUGUUAUAGUGUUCAAUAAAUAUGAAGUACUAGCUUAAAACUAUUUAUACUGGAAAGUUGAAGAGCUUUUUCCGGUUGUUCAUCAACUAUUUAUCACAUAGAUAAAUGCUGGAAAUGUCCGAAUACCAAUGGGCGUAUUCAUUAGUGGAUUCGUCAAGAGUUUCAACUUUUCUAAUAUCAAUGCUUCUCAUUGUAUAUGGAAGUUUCAGGUCUUUGAAUAUGGAGCAAGAAGCAAAGCAAAAAGAGAAAGAAAGAAAUGGCCAACCUGACAGUAAUGUGCAAACUUUGGACACAAUGCAGGCAUUGUGUUUACCUCUGGGAGCCUCAAUAUCACUUCUUGUCAUGUUUUUCUUUUUUGACUCAAUGCAGAUGCUUUUUGCUAUAUGUACAGCAAUCAUAGCAACUAUUGCAUUAGCCUUCUUACUGCUGCCAAUGUGUCAAUAUAUAAUUCGACCAUGCUCUGAUGGAAAUAAAAUAUCAUUUGGGAUGUGUGGAAGAUUUACUGCUGCAGAAUUAAUUUCAUUUGCUUUGUCAGUUACUAUUGUAUGCAUUUGGGUUUUGACUGGACAUUGGCUAUUGAUGGAUGCUAUGGGAAUGGGGUUGUGUGUUGCUUUCAUAGCAUUUGUCCGCUUGCCAAGUUUAAAAGUUUCUACUCUUUUACUUACUGGACUUUUAAUUUAUGAUGUAUUUUGGGUAUUUUUUUCAUCAUACAUAUUCAAUGCUAAUGUGAUGGUAAAAGUUGCUACAAGACCAGCAGAAAAUCCUGUUGGAAUUGUAGCAAAGAAACUGCAUUUGGGUGGAGUUGUACGAGAAGCUCCAAAAUUAUCACUUCCAGGAAAAUUAGUAUUUCCCAGUAUGCACAAUAAUGGCCACUUUUCAAUGUUGGGACUUGGUGAUAUUGUAAUGCCUGGUCUUUUGCUGUGUUUUGUGCUACGAUAUGAUGCAUAUAAAAAAGCCCAAAUUUGUUCAGCUGAAACAGGAGUUCCUCCACCAAAUCAACUUAACAAAAUAUCAUAUUUUCAUUGUUCCCUCAUCGGAUACUUUCUAGGUCUACUGACUGCCACAGUUUCAUCUGAAGUAUUCAAAGCAGCUCAACCAGCAUUAUUGUAUCUUGUCCCUUUUACUUUGUUGCCCUUACUCACUAUGGCAUACCUCAAAGGUGAUCUUCGACGUAUGUGGAGUGAACCAUUUAUAGUAACAAUACCAUCUAAGCACCAAGAAGUUUGACAAAACUUUAGUGGCAGUUUCUUUUUUACAUUUAAAGUUACUGCUGCUAUCUUUUCUACCAUGUACAGAAUUCUUAAUUUAAUAAUGAGUAUGUUGGACUGUCAUGAAAGAAUAUUUAUACACUGACUUGUUGGGUUAUAAUCAUUUACGACCGGUUUAUUUACUUUAUGAUUAGAUGAAUUCUUAUUAUGUUUUUUUUAAAGUAUUUUAAUUUUUACUUUUAAGAGGCCUCUUCCCUCAUGGCUGAAUACUGAGGGAUGUAAACUAAGUUGGAAAUUUUUAACCCACUGGCGGUUUAGCAAAUGGGCAAAAUGUUUCGCCCCAAUACACCACUUUUCUAUCUAAUAACAUGGGAGAACCGAUUUUGCUGUGCAGAGAAGACUGCAGCUUAAAAUACGAUUUUUUUCGUGCAGAACCGACAGUAAGUUAAAUAUGCUUUUACUGGUCUUUAUUUAUUUUCACAAACAAGGUGAUUAUUGUUAUUUUCAUCCCAAUAUGAUUCCAUGCAUUUAAAAUAAAAGAUUAAAACUCUUAUCGGAAUAGGAGAGACACUAAGAGUGUUUUAGAAAUAGCUUUUGAUUCUUUUCUUCUCAAGAAAUAUAGCUUUGCAAUUUUGCAAAUGUAAUUUAAUAUUGUAAGACUGUUUAGAUUUUAGAAAAAUAUCUUUGUUUUUUAUGUAAAGAAAUUUAGCUUGUUUUUGUUGGUUUAAAUAAAAAUGAUAAACUUCUAUGCAGGUGUAGGAUGUUGAAUUACUUAUCCAAAACUACUAACUGUAUAGUUAUGUUAUUUAUAAUUUUUAAGAAAAAUUGCAAGAAUUUACACCCCAUAAUGAGUUAUUUAUCCCAACCAUUUAAAGGAAGGCCUUUAUUUUAAUUUUAUUUAAUGGGCUUUAUGUUGUAGAAUUAUACAUUAUCUAAAGUUUGUUUAGGGGAAAAAAAUCCAACCCAAAAUGGGUAAUAUUUCACCCUAUAAUGAGUUGUUUCUCCCAACAGUUAAAAGGAAGGCCUUUAUUUUCAUUCUAUUUAAAGGGUUUAAUGUUGUAGAAUGAUACUACAUUAAAGAUUGUUUAGAAGUAAAAAAAAAAAAACCCAACCUAAAAUGAGUAAUUUUUCUCCCGAUAAUGAGCUAUUACUAUCAACCGUUUAAAGGAAGGCCUUUAUUUUCAUUUUAUUUUGAGAGUUUUAUGUUGUACAAUGAUACUACAUUAUCUAAAGUUUGUUUAGGGGAAAAAACUCAACCCAAAAUGAGGGAAGAUGGCUUUUAUUUGAAUUUUAUUUUAAAUUUUUAUUUAUAAAUAAUUAUAACAUUAAUUUAAACUAAUAAUUUCUAAAUGUCUUAAUCAUAUCUCUGAUUUUGAUAUUUAAUUAAGUAAAUAAUGCUUUACUUAACGUUAAUACUUAUGUUUUUUAAUUAAUUGGAUUAGAUUACUUAUAUAACUUGGCUUAUUAAUUUUUAUGAUGUCACAAGUAUAUAUGCACGGUUAUUCUGACACAAAACCUGCUAAUUGCAUUUAGAAAAACUUAUAUGUCCUAUUUUAUCAUGCUUUACCUCUUUUAAUUUCAAUAGGAAUGAUUUUUCUUUUGUUUACUUUUUUUAUCAGUUCUUAAACAUUUUGAUUUUUGGAAAUAAAACUGUAUUCUUUUAUUUUUAAAAAGGUCUGCAUUUAGUAGGUUUUGCAUCUGGGCAAUACAUUUUGGAAAAUAGAGUUUUUAAAAUGUAAAAUAAAAAUUGGAUCUCAAUCAGUUAAAAAUUUGUCAAAAUCGUAAAUGUUUUGUACAUUUGUAAAUAAUGUGAGAUUUAUUUAUUUACAUAUAAAUAUAGGAUUUUUAUUGGUGUAUAUAAAUUUUUUAUUAAGGAAUACUAAAGAUAACAUUUAAUGUAAACAUUUAUGUAUGAGCUUAAUAUUGGCUUGUGUAGAAUUUAAUUUUUCAAUUCCAUUGGGUAUUGCAGCUAUAAAAAUUUCAAAUGAACUGUCUUUUCUAAGUUUUACUAACUGGUUAACAGUCAUCUUGCUUUUUUACCGCUAUUUUGUUUUAAAAAUACUCAUUUGUUAGAAUAGUGUGAAGACUCGUAUAUGUAUCUUGUAAAUAGGAAAGUUAUAUAUUUUUAUUAUGUGUAAAUUAGAUAUGGAAUAAUUCUGUGUUUUAAGUUAAGAUGAACACGAGUUACACAAAUCAUUGUUUUAUCAAAGCAUAUAAUUGAUGUGACGAAUCUCUUUAGAAAUGUUUUGACUUUUCACCAAUUUUUGCAUUUAUUACUCAAUGUCUUUUUGAUUUUCUGUGUCUGUAAAAAAAUAGGAUUCUUGAUAAACUUUGAAAAUGCUUUCUUUUGGAUAAAAACCUGCAUUAUAAUUAUCUUAAUACAAUGAAAUUGACCUUGAAUAUAUGCUUUUUAUAUUAGUUAACACUUACACAAUAUGUAAAUUGAUUAAAAAUUCGACUGUUAACACUUACAUAGUGUGUAUAUUGAUAAAUUCGACUGUUAACACUUACAUAGUGUGUGUGUUGAUAACAAAUAUGACUGUUAACACUCAUCCAGUGUGUAUAUUGAUGACAAAUUUGACUGUUAAACUUACAUAGUAUGUAUAUUGAUAAUGAAUUCGACUGUUAAUACUCACAAUAAUUGCAUGAUUCUGGAGGAAAUAUUCAUUCCAAGUUACUGGGCCAUGAGAUAAAUCUGUAUGUUUGAAAUACUUUUUGAAAUCAUAAAAAUUUUAAAAAUUGUAACAAAGAUUAACUAUAUGAAAUAUUUUUUUUGCUAUUUCUAAGUUGAAAUAAAUUAAAUGAAACAAUUUGAAAAAAAUUAACGUAAUAAUUAUGUACAAAAGAAAGCGAUGUCUUUAAAGGAAAUCUUUACUUUUUUCUUUUUCAAUCUUAUAUUUUUUUUCUCCUUUAAGAUAGGAUUUUCCCUCUGACUUGUGAUAAAAUAAUUACAAUGCAAAAAGUGUUCAGUAUUAUAUUGUUUCUUUUUAUAUUUUUAAUUUCAGGAUUCUACUCUUGCAAUAUUUACUUUAAUGACUUUGAAGAAAACUAUAUAUGUUAUAUUUGAUUUUCAGUGAAAAAAAGAGUACAUUAGUUUUCACCUUAAGAUUAUCACCAUAAGUAGGCACAGGGCUUCCAAAUAACAUGGCUAAAAUGAAUAAAAAAUAUAGAUUGGAUGUUAUAGGGUUGCAAAUACUAUCUGCGGCUGCUAUAGGGUUUCAAAAAUAUUGAUGCAAAAUUAAUAAUAAUAUAUCUAAGAACAUGGUAUCACAACCACUGUCCGUAGUUGCUAGAAAGGGUUGCAAAAAAAUUACAAAAUUAAAAAAAUGCAAAAUGAAUAAAUAAAUAUAAAGGAACAAAGGUUUGCAAAGGUUACUCACUUCUGCAAAUUAUACAUAGUAUACAAGGAUUUUUCUAUUUUUACUUAUUUCCAUACAUGCUAAAUAUUUAUAAUCUAUGCUACAGGAGAUGCCUGGAGAAUUGCAUUUUUCAAAAACAGUGGUGGUUUGUGAGAAAUUUAAGUAAAAUUUUGCCCAGGGUCUCAAUAUUUGAAGGUUUUAAAUCGAAUAGAGUUUGUUAAAAUAUAGCAUCAACCAAUUUUAAUGAAGCACUUUUUAAGAGGGUUUCCAUGCAAUUUCAGAAAAAAAUUCUGACUUUUCCAGAUAUAUCAGGAAUAUUUCAAUUAUAAUCCAGACCAUAUUUUAUCUAUACCAUGCUUUUUUUCAUCAGACUUUGAUAUUACUUGCAAUGUCACAUAUUAGAUUUUGUGAGCAAAACAAUAUCAUUGAAUUAGGAGGGAAAUCCAGAAGUUGCUAAACGAGAAAUUUUACCAACAAAUAAUAAAUAUUAGAAUUAUUUAACUUGAAUUUCAAUACUGUUACUGACAAUUCUUAGACUGGUUAUUUUCCAGGUAUGGUGUAGGAAUUUUCCAGGUUUUUUGGGAAAAAUUGCCACUCUCCUUGCUUUUAGAGUAAAAAUAUAAUUCCCUGCUAAUUCCAGGUUUUACCUGUUUUAACUUGAUCUUACAUGCAAUACAUAUUUUUUCAAAACCCUAAAACUAUCAACGUAUUUUUAUGGCAUUAAACUAUUACAAUUUUAAUAUUUUAAAAAGAAACAGCAAGAAUUUGAAGAGUUGGUUGCAAGUUCAUAACUGCUAUAUUUUGGGUUGCUAGGUUACAUUUUGUAUAAUCACUAGCCAUCAACCUCUAUGAUUAUAAUAAAAAUGACACAUAAUUGCCCUUUAAAGAAUAUUGAGAAUUAUUCUGAUAUAAAAAGUGUUAAUUAUAUUUUGUAAUUUUUUUUUCUUCAUAGAGGCAUCAUAAAGCAUUUAAAUAUUUAGAAUUAUUAAGUUUUUUUUUUUUACCAUUUAGAUGAAAAAAUUACUUCAAAUUGUCAAUUUCUUAACAAAUUAUGAUUUUUUCCACUAUUUAAAUUUUUUUUUCUAUUACAAAGUUAAUUAUUUUUACUUAUUUGAAUACCCUCAAAUUCAAAUUAUUGGCUUUUUAAUUUCUGAGGAAAGAAAAAAACCCAUCUAAAUUUCAAAUUACACAAUACAUUUUCUUUUAAAAAACAACUAAAAAAAAUUUUGUGACCGCACCUUAUAUGCAUAUUGAUUAAUUUCAUAGAAAGGUAAGAAUCACUAAAUGUUGCGUUUAUAUUUGACUAAGUUAAUUCAAGUACACAUAAUCAAAAUUUAAUUUUUUAUUGAGAAUUGUUAAAUUCUUCAAAAUUUUAAAUCAUUAGUGUGGUUCAAAUCACUAUUUUAUAGAAAAAUAAAUUGCAGCACAUAAAUAUUGUCAUUCCCUUUUUGAAAUUGCAAUGAAUCUUUAUAUAGGUUUUUUAAGAAAGAGCAAAUAUCUACAUUUUUCGAUGUGAACAUAGCAUAGUUGUCUAGCUAAGUAUAUUAUGUUCUUUUUGAAGAGUAUUCUAUGAACAAACUAAAAGAUUCUUUACAAUUUUGACAGUUAAGAGUUGUCAGACUUUUUGAAUUUAAUUAAACAUCAUAUAAAAUUAACAGGAACACUUCAUAUGCUAAUGGAUGUUUACCUCUUUAACAGUUAACUAUGUUUAGCGCAGUUUUGUCACAAUGAACAUUAUUUUUUCUUUGUUUCUUGGUGGUACAAGAAUACUAACAUGACAGGUUUUAGCACACUAAGCACCAUAUCCAAAAGAUCACUUUGGUGUUGUACCAUAUCAUAUGUAAAAGCACAUGAGAGUAGAUACUUUUAAAACUGAUAAGGAUAAUAAAGUGUGUAAACAAUUAUAGUUAAUACAGCAAUAGUAUAAACAAUUUUUUUUUAAAUAAUAAGAUUCCAUUCCUUAAAGGUUGUAAUCAAAAAUCCUAUUUUUGAAUUACUAUAACACAAAUUUUUUUCCAGUAUGUAAAUUUAAUUAAAUAUUUCAUAGAGUUAAGUAUGUGGAUUGAUAAAAUUAAGAGCAUACUACUUAAUAUUUCUUGUGUAGCAAUUUGCUUGGUGUCAUUUGUGUGGUAUUAAUUAUCUGAUUUUAAUACAAGUUUCUUACAAAGAAUCAUUUCUAUAUCAUUCUAAACACCUAAGUAAGUGUUUUUGACUGAUCUGUUUAUACAUUUUUGAUAUUCUGCACACUGUGUGUGUCCUCUCAUCAGAUUUACAAAUCAUUAUCAAUCUGUAUAUACUUCCAAUUUUGAUACUCUGUUUUUCUGAAAUGUCAUCAUGUCAAAUAAACUUUGCUUUUCAGUAA